Messenger RNA from Aphis gossypii (cotton aphid), 1086 nucleotides. RefSeq lists its product as uncharacterized. Bases 568 to 1086 code for a protein of 172 amino acids. The transcript has 4 exons. Lineage: Eukaryota; Metazoa; Arthropoda; Insecta; Hemiptera; Aphididae. The record is from RefSeq and is a predicted model, not a curated record.
ACUAUGUUCGUAAUCCAAUUAUUUAAUAUAUUAAUAUUCAUUAUUCUAAAUCUAACCAACUAAUAUCAGCUUAGGGCAACAGGAAUGAAGUAAUGUAAUAUGCAGGAUUUCUACAUACGAACUAGCUGUAUGUCUAAUUCUUAAUACUACCACAACCGCUUUUAUAUUAAACUAUUUGGGCGGCGUAGUCUCCAAAAUAUACGUACGUUUCUAUUUCAUGUUUACUAUAACCAAUUAUUUAAUUUUAAUCUUACCUUGCUAAAUUUACGUACCUUGCUAAAUUGUAUAUAACCUUUCAAAUCUGACAUUGAAAUGUAGAAGUCAAUUACAUUCUUUUAGAUACAAAUUGCACUUGUUAUUACAUUCUAUUUUUUCGAAUUGAAAAGACGUACCUUUCAAAUUUUAUUCUAGUUAGUGUUUUAGCUGAACUGAUUAUUUUAGACUUAAGAGGAGGAGUAGAAGUGGUUAUAUAUAUAAGAGACUCAUCGAUACAGUAUAUUCAGUUUACUUCAACAGAUUUACAAUCUAGACUUUUUUUUUUAAUAAAAUUAAUUUAAUUUUGAAAAAAUGUCCUGCUACUCAUUUAAAAGCGAUGACGAGGAGUCGGUUGUAUUUUCCGAAGAUAAUAUUGCAACAACAUCUCAAAAAAAAGGUACAUCGAAAAGGUUAGCUGUAAAACCGGAGAAGAAACCAGUAUCGAAAAAGACGAAAAAGAGCACUGCUAUUUGUUAUACAGACAAAAUAUUAGAAUUAAUAACAGAUCCAACUAUACCAACCGAUGCAGAGAACACCUUGAAUAUAAAAAAGGAUGAUUGUUCAUUAACGGUUAAGACACCUGUAGACAAUACGGCUGUAGAUUACUGGACUAUAGCACAUUAUAAAUGUGCUAAAAUUGAUAAAGUUGCUCUGCAAGAUGGAUGGAAGCAUGCUGAAUGCUCACUCAAAAUAUCUUUAACAGGACAGCAUCCGGAUGAUUUAACUACAGCCAAAGAAAUGGUGACGCUCAUUCAAUCUGUUUUCGACAAAAUGAUGCGACAUCCCGCCAAGAAGCUAAUCAGACACAAACCAAAAAAAAUAAACUUAUAA